AUGUAUUACUUUUUUUUUCUGUUUUUAGUCUUAUUUACAAAAGGAUUUUUAAGAAAUAAAGAAUAUACCAAAUUAAUUGAAAAUUCUAAUUUUGAUUCAUUAGAAAUCAAUAAAGAAAAAAGUGAGGGCAAGUGGAAUGAUCCAUCUUUUAUGCCUAUAAAAAAUGAUAUAGGUGUAAAUUAUGAUAUAUUUAAUAACGAAAAAAGUCUUUAUAAUACUAAAAAAAUAAAAAAUUUCCAUAUAAAUGAUAGAAAAAAGAUAAGCUUUUAUGAAAAUUGUACUAUUAAUAGUUGUGUAAAAGCUGAAAACAAGGAUGGUGAUAUAGCACAUGAGAAUGAAAUUAAUAUUUUAAUUAAAAAGAAUGAUAAAACUAAGGAAGAAAAAGAUGGAAAACAGGAAAAAGAGAAAAAAUAUGACGUUUAUAACAAAAAAGAAAAAGGUGGGGAAGAGAAAGAAGGCAUAAAAGAUAAGGAAGAAGAAGAAAAAGACGAAGAAGAAAAAGAAGACGAAGAAGAAAAAGAAGACGAAGAAGAAAAAGAAGACGAAGAAGAGAAAGAAGAAGAAGAAGAAGAAAAAGAUGAAGAUGAACAAGAUGAAUAUGAAAAAAAGAAAGAAGAAAAAAAAAAUGGAAAAGGAGAAGAAAAAGAAAAAAGAGAUGAUAAAAGUGAGGAUAAAAAAAAAGAUAUGAAAAAGGAGAAAGAGAAAGAGAAAGAGAAAGAGAAAGAAAAUGAAGAUAAGAAAGAAGAUGAAAAAGAUAAAAAUGAAAUUAAAGAUAUAACAAAGGAUAUAGAAAAAGAGAAGGAACAACAAAAAGAUGAAAAAAAUAAAGAAAAUAAUAAAGAUACAAAAGAAAAAAAAGAUGAAAAAGAUAAAGAAAAUAAUAAAGAUACAAAAGAAAAAAAAGAUAAAGAAAAUAAAGAAAUUAAUAAAGAUAUAAAAGAAAAAAAAGAUGAAAAAGAUAAAGAAAAUAAUAAAGAUACAAAAGAAGAAAAAGAUAAAGAAAAUAAUAAAGAUAUAAAAGAAAAAAAAGAUGAAACAAUUAAAGAAAUUAAUAAAGAUAUAAAAGAAAAAAAAGAUGAAACAAUUAAAGAAAAUAGUAAAGAUACAAAAGAAGAAGAAAAAGAACAAAACAAGGUAGAAAAGGAUGAAGAGAAAGAGGAUGAGGUAAGACAAGAAAGGGAAGAAAGAGAGGAAAGAGAAGAAAAAGAAAAAGAAGAACUAGAAAAAGAAGAACAAGAAGAAGAUGCAGAUGAUGAGGAAAGAGAAGAAGAAGAUGAGGAGGAAGAAAAAGAGGAAAAGCACAAGAAAAAAAAAGACACUGAAAAAAAUAAUGAAAACAAUAAAAUGGAAAAGGUGAACGAAGAUAUAACAGUAACAAAAUCAUAUUUAGAUAUAAAUGGAAAUAAUCAAAUUAAAGAUAAUUUAAAAAUUGAACAAAUUGAAUUAAAAAAUGAAAAUAAAAUAAUGAACAAUGAAAAAGACAAAGAAAACAUUCACAAGAAUAAAGAUGAAAUCAAAGAUACCACAUCUCCAUUAAUUUCAGAACAAUCUCAGAAUAAUAUGAAGAAAGAAAAAUCUAAAAAAAAAAGAAAUUAUGAAUCUAAUAUGUUUACUAUAGAUAAAAAGAUGCAAAGGAACCUAAAGAAUGUAGAUAAAAUAUUAAGGGAUCUCAAUUCUAAAUUGAAUUAUCACAAAGAUUUAAAGAAUAGAGAGUUAAAAUUAAAAUUUGAGGCAAUGAGUAGAAUAAAACAGUAUAAUAUGUUUAUCGAUCUCAUAAGGAAAUCAGUAGAAAUUUUGACUUUUAGAUUAAUGAAAAUUAAUGAAGAUUUAAGUAAAUUAAAAGAGUCAUCAGAAAUUGCAUUACAAAAAUAUAUAAAUGAAAAAAGUGGUGAUUUAAUAAAAGUUUCUGAUUUGCCUAAAUAUGACAGAUUUGAAGAGGAAAAGAUAAUUAAGAGAAAUAAAACGAAUGGGAAUGAAUCAAAAGGGCAUUUAUUUUGUCCAAUAAAUUGUGACAAAGAAUCAUGUAGUAACAAGCCAGAUCAUCCAACUCAAUGCUAUAAAUUGGAGCAAUCAGGAAGUCAAAUCAAUAGGAUAUGUGAACCUUUUAUUAAUAAGCAUAAUGCAACUUGCAGAAAAGACUUUAAUCGUUGUGCAAUAGCAGCACCAGAACGAAAUGGAAUAUAUUCCGUAUUUAUAACUGAUGAACACCAGGAUAUACCUCAGUUCAUAACUGUCAAAGGUUAUAAUUUACAUGAGUGCUUACAAUUUUUAGUAGUAAAUAAAAAUUCUACUUGCUUACCCGAAUUUAUUGAAAGAAAUAUAAUGGAAUCAAGUGAAAUUUUAAUGGAACCUGUUUCAACUAAGCUUUUGAAGGAUGAAAUUAUAUUUGAAAAUAUUAAGAUAAAUAAGGAAGGAGAAUAUAACAUAUGCUUAGCACAGUUUUAUCACUCAGAAGAAGAUUUAUUAACAGAAAAUACCUCAAAUAAGAAUAAGAAAAAAAAAAAAAAUGAAAUAAAAAUUUUAGCUGUAGACACCAUCGGUACCUUAUAUGUUUUACCUUUUCCAUCAAAAAAAAAAACAAAGGAAUAA
This is a messenger RNA of Plasmodium relictum, 2589 nucleotides long. RefSeq names its product rhoptry neck protein 6, putative (gene RON6). The record is from RefSeq and is a predicted model, not a curated record. Lineage: Eukaryota; Apicomplexa; Aconoidasida; Haemosporida; Plasmodiidae. The transcript has 15 exons. The coding region runs from base 1 to 2589 and encodes 862 amino acids.